Molecule: messenger RNA, 660 nt
Organism: Anthostomella pinea
Lineage: Eukaryota; Fungi; Ascomycota; Sordariomycetes; Xylariales; Xylariaceae
Source: the annotation of a GenBank genome assembly
AUGCCCGUCAAGUCGUAUCACCGGUCGCGGCCGUCCGUCGACCGCGUCUUGGACCUGCUGGCAGACCUCGACGAGAACCAGGUCGAGGCCCUCCUACUCGAAGCCGAAAGCACCAUAGCGAGCAACAUACCCGUCGCCAAGGGCAUCGACUUCUUCGAACGCCCCACCUCCACCCAGCCACCGCGCCGGAAAUUCCUCACCUCCCUCUCGCUGCGAAAACAGUCGAGUCUGCGGCGGAGGCCGAGCAAACGCGCCGCAUCUGCCCAGGAACCCAUGACGACCAGCGCCGCGUUAAUGAGGAAUUCCAGCGAGCCCACGCAGAACAUGAAGAAGACGCCUCGAUCGUACAAGAGGAUCAGCCGGCCGCUGCUCUCCCUCCCGUCGCCGACAGCCACCGCCGACCUCUCCGAAAUGCUGGCUGCGUACCUGCUCGAUGCGACGAAGACGUUGCCCUCGUCGCCGGCAACAGCCCACGGACCGACGUUGUCUCCCGUCUCCCCGACCGAAACGGACGCUCCGGGUAUCGACUUGCUCGAACCCUCGCCGGCGAGGGCUACGCGACCGCUUGACACCUUUGGGAACCCUACGAAAGCGCCGUCGCGCAAUAUCAGCGGCAUCUUUGAAGUCUUGGACGAUGAAGUCCCGAGGGGUUUACGGUGA